Messenger RNA from Protobothrops mucrosquamatus (brown spotted pit viper), 1314 nucleotides. It is a transcript of the gene FTO, whose product is annotated as FTO alpha-ketoglutarate dependent dioxygenase. The record is from RefSeq and is a predicted model, not a curated record. The annotation marks the transcript as partial. Gene Ontology annotation, biological process: DNA alkylation repair; regulation of multicellular organism growth; RNA repair. The transcript is spliced from 7 exons. Gene Ontology annotation, molecular function: mRNA N6-methyladenosine dioxygenase activity; ferrous iron binding; broad specificity oxidative DNA demethylase activity. NCBI's taxonomy places the organism in Eukaryota, Metazoa, Chordata, Lepidosauria, Squamata, Viperidae.
AUGACCUGGAUGAUUCAGAAUGUCCAUAGACAAAGGAUCAGAUGGUGGAAGACUAAAUAUUCCAAACUUCUUCUCAAGAACUCCGAGAAGAUCCCUCAAGACAUCCACAAAGAAGUCCAGACAGCCUUUUCCACUUUACGAAAGCAUGUUUGUUUCUUCCAAGACCUUGUAAGGAUCAAAGGGAAGGAUUUUGUUACCCCCGUGUCUCGUGUAUUAAUUGGGAACCCGGGGUGCACUUACAAAUAUUUAAACACAAGGUUAUUUACAGUCCCGUGGCCUACAGAAGGCUAUGACAUCAACUAUUCAAAUCCUGAAAUAUCUCUGGCUUGUAAAGCCUUCCUCCGGCUGAAUGACUACUUGCAGACAGAAUCUUUGCUGAGUUUGCAAGAGCGGGAUUUGGCCGAGACACCCGGAAUGCAGAAUUCACCCCUCGGGGACGGGAAUCAAGAUUAUGCUCCUAACAUUACCGAGAUGGAAGCUGUUUUGCGAGAUCAAAACCCUUCUCCGGUCCCGAAGAGUGACUCCACCGUCCUGGAAGAGAGAACAUCUUACAACCUGACGUUAUUAAAUUAUAUGGAUCCCCAGGAAAUGCCGUCCUUGAAACCAGAGCCCUAUUUUGGCAUGGGGAGAAUGGCUGUGAGUUGGCACCACGACGAAAACCUAAUGGAAAGGUCAACAGUGGCAGUCUACAGUUACAGCGUGGACGAAGCUGAUGACGGUGUCCUUGAAGAAAAAUCUGCAGCUGGCAGAGAUCCAGAUGUUUGGCAUGUUGGCCUGAAAGUUGCUUGGGAUAUAGAGACACCAGGCUUAGCAAUUCCACUUCAUCAGGGAGACUGUUACUUUAUGCUUGAUGACCUGAAUAUGACUCACCAACAUUGUGUGCUGGCUGGCCGGCAGUCAAGAUUCAGCUCUACACACCGAGUGGCAGAAUGCUCAACGGGGACCUUGCCAUACAUUCUGGACAAAUGCAAGGCAGCGCUGGAGAAUUUGAGCACCGAUCUUGAUUCGAAGGGCCCGUCCCUGAAAUCAUUGGAGAUCGGAGAUAUAACGCGGGUGGAAAAAACUCACAGUGAGGUGGAAUUUGAAUGGUUGCGGCAGUUCUGGUUCCAGGGGAAACGGUACAGAAAGUGUACUGACUGGUGGGACAAGCCCAUGGCAGACCUGGAAGAACUUUGGAGACAAAUGGAGCUCAUGGUGGAAUUUGAAUGGUUGCGGCAGUUCUGGUUCCAGGGGAAACGGUACAGAAGGUGUACUGACUGGUGGGACAAGCCCAUGGCAGACCUGGAAGAACUUUGGAGACAAAUGGAGCUCAUG